This is a messenger RNA of Eruca vesicaria subsp. sativa (arugula), 1749 nucleotides long. The record is from the annotation of a GenBank genome assembly. Lineage: Eukaryota; Viridiplantae; Streptophyta; Magnoliopsida; Brassicales; Brassicaceae.
AUAAAAAGCAAAGAAUCAUUUUCUGCUACUUAUAAAUUAACGAAGCCGCGCCUCUCUCGAUCUCUGGUCUCUUGUCUUCUCACCAUUUCCACCAAUCACUUCCUCCUCUUUCUCUCUCUCUCUCAGAUCUGCACUUACCAAAAAUUCUCCUGCUCAUCUGCAUCCUUCAUAUCACCAUGGUUGGAGCUCAAGAAUCUGAUCAAUCAUUUGCAAUGGCUGAAAAAUUCGACAUCUUGUCUGAAGGCUUUGAUCCAACGACUGUGGUCCCGGAACCUUUACCUUUGCCGGUAACAAACGGAAGCGGGGCAGAUCACGAGGAGAAUCUGAAAAAGACGAAGGUGAUAAACGGAGGAGGAGAAAGAGAAAUGGUUCUGGGCAGGAAUGUGCACACGACUUCCCUUGCCGUGACGGAGCCAGAGUCCAACGACGAAUUCACUGGAGACAAAGAAGCAUACAUGGCUAGCGUUCUCGCUCGUUACCGGAAAACUUUGGUCGAACGAACCAAAUAUCAUCUAGGUUAUCCAUAUAACUUGGAUUUCGACUACGGUGCGCUUGGGCAAUUGCAGCAUUUUUCCAUCAACAAUCUUGGAGAUCCGUUUAUCGAAAGCAACUAUGGUGUACACUCCAGGCCCUUUGAAGUUGGCGUAUUGGAUUGGUUUGCUCGCCUUUGGGAGAUAGAGAGAGAUGAUUAUUGGGGUUACAUCACAAAUUGUGGUACAGAAGGAAACCUUCACGGCAUUUUAGUUGGGCGAGAAGUGUUUCCUGAUGGGGUUUUGUAUGCCUCGAGUGAAUCUCAUUACUCUGUGUUUAAAGCAGCCCGUAUGUAUCGGAUGGAGUGUGAGAAGGUUGAUACGCUUAUCUCAGGGGAGAUUGACUGUGAUAAUUUCAGACGGAAGCUGUUGGCAAACAAAGAUAAACCAGCGAUUCUUAAUGUUAACAUAGGAACAACUGUUAAAGGAGCUGUUGAUGACCUGGACCUUGUGAUCAAAACUCUUGAAGAGUGUGGCUUCUCACAUGACAAGUUCUAUAUUCACUGCGAUGGAGCGUUGUUUGGACUUAUGAUGCCUUUUGUCAAACGUGCACCAAAAGUCACGUUCAAUAAAUCAAUAGGGAGUGUGAGUGUGUCGGGCCACAAAUUUGUCGGAUGCCCAAUGCCAUGCGGUGUUCAGAUAACAAGAAUGAAACACAUCAAAGUCCUCUCUAACAACGUCGAGUACCUCGCUUCUAGGGAUGCAACAAUCAUGGGAAGCCGAAACGGGCAUGCUCCUUUGUUCCUCUGGUACACCUUAAACCGGAAAGGGUACAAAGGAUUCCAGAAAGAGGUUAAGAAAUGCCUGAGAAACGCGCAUUACCUCAAAGACCGACUCCGUGAAGCUGGGAUCAGCGCGAUGCUCAAUGAGCUUAGCAGCACUGUGGUCUUUGAACGUCCCAAGGAGGAAGAGUUUGUUAGAAGGUGGCAGCUUGCUUGCCAAGGCGAUAUAGCUCAUGUGGUGGUUAUGCCAAGUGUUACAGUAGAGAAGCUCGAUCAUUUUCUCAAGGACCUGGUCGAACACAGAUUGGUUUGGUAUGAGGACGGAUCUCAACCACCAUGCCUUGUAAAAGAUGUAGGAAUCAACAACUGCAUCUGUCCAGCUCACAAGUAACCGCACAAUUUCCUACCAUGUGUUUGGUAUUUCUUAUGUUAUUUGGUUUAAAUUUCUAUCUCCGUUGUAGUCACGAAUUUCAGUGUCAAACGUUUGUUAGUUUCUU